AUUAAGUAUGUUUAGCCUGCCUUCAGAUCUGCAACUUACCAGGGUUCCACUUUCGCCUGUUCAACGGCUCUCCAACUAUGCGAGAUUAUUGAAGAAAUUGUCUCAAGUCUCAACUCUCAAACUUAGACAGCCAGAAAAGUUCAAUUUGAUACUCCAAAAAAACCGGACUUAGUGAUAAACUUUUUCAAGAGCAGUGGCUUCACAGAAACCCAAAUUUUAGACCUCAUCAGACAGCGCCCAAAACUUCUUUUGUGCAAUCCUGAGAAAACCCUUCUGCCAAAACUUGAGUUUUUUCACUCCAAAGGCGUUUCAAGUUGUGAUCUUGCAAAACUUUUUUGUCGGCGACCUAAUGUCUUACGAAGGAGCUUAAAAAAGCAAAUAAUUCCUUCCUUCCAUUACCUUAGUAACUUGCUUCAAUCUAGUGAAAAGGCUAUUACUGCUAUUAAACACUCUCCAAGCAUUCUUUGUUGUGAUCCUCAAAAAUGGAUUGAACCUAAAGUCAGUUAUUUGCGAGAUAAUGGUGUGCCUGAAUCGAAUAUUGUAUUGUUAUUUAGUAAUUGGCCUUACAUAGUUAUAAAGGACUCUGGUCGGUUUGAAGAGACUGUGGACUUGGUAAAGAAAAUGGGUAUAAAUCCUAUAAGGUCACAGUUUGUUAUAGCUAUUCAUAUAAUGUUGGGAAUUCCCAAAUCUCACUGGGAUAAGAAGAUUGAUGUUUACAAGAGGUGGGGAUGGUCUGAGGAAGAGAUUCUUACAACAUUUCGAAAGAAUCCUUGGUGUAUGAUUACAUCUGUGGAUAAGAUUAUGGGAGUGAUGGACCAUUUUGUAAACAAAAUGGGUUGGGAGCCUUCUGUCAUUCUGAAGCAGUCAAUUCUUUUGUCACUUAGCUUGGAGAAGAGAAUAAUUCCCCGUGCUUCAGUUCUCCAGUAUCUAUCAUCCAAAGGUUUGCUUAAGAAUAAUCCUUAUAACCCGGUUACAUCGUUUCGACUUCCUGAAGAAACCUUCUUGCAGAGAUUUGUGAAUCGUUAUGACGAAGCGCCCCAGUUAAUCAAGCUGUACAGAGAAUCUGGAUCUUUCAAAGAUGGUAGAGAGAAAGGAGAGCAGCAUUUGUAAUACGUUGACAUCAGAAUGAUAAGGGUGUUACUUGAUCUAGUUAAAUUCAUUGUAUUCAUAUUGGCUUUACUUUUAGUCAAAAAGAGCAUAUAAUCCAAUUUUUGUUUUCUUCUUGUGACAUGCUGUCUCUUGACUAAAGCACAGGCUCUGCAAUGUGAUGUAUAAUCAUGUAUCGAACUGUGAUCUCUGGCUUUGUUUAGUCUUGUUAAAACUCUGCAACUAGUUACCUUUGGUUGAUUUUAA
Messenger RNA from Pistacia vera, 1353 nucleotides. RefSeq lists its product as uncharacterized. Bases 622 to 1110 code for a protein of 162 amino acids. Gene Ontology annotation, molecular function: double-stranded DNA binding. Gene Ontology annotation, cellular component: chloroplast. Gene Ontology annotation, biological process: chloroplast organization; regulation of DNA-templated transcription. NCBI's taxonomy places the organism in Eukaryota, Viridiplantae, Streptophyta, Magnoliopsida, Sapindales, Anacardiaceae. The record is from RefSeq and is a predicted model, not a curated record. The transcript is spliced from 2 exons.